This is a messenger RNA of Myotis daubentonii (Daubenton's bat), 2940 nucleotides long. RefSeq names its product high affinity immunoglobulin epsilon receptor subunit beta-like. Gene Ontology annotation, cellular component: plasma membrane; Fc-epsilon receptor I complex; external side of plasma membrane. Gene Ontology annotation, biological process: cell surface receptor signaling pathway. Lineage: Eukaryota; Metazoa; Chordata; Mammalia; Chiroptera; Vespertilionidae. The record is from RefSeq and is a predicted model, not a curated record.
UAGAACAAACACAUUGGUUUACUGGUAGCUCUAACCCUAAUUGUGACAUACUGCUCAGUCCAAUGCUACUGAGACCUACUCAUAGGAUUUGCCAUCAAGUCCAUGUCCCUCAGUGUUUCUGCUAGCGCAUCUUGGUCAUCACAAAAAUCAAAGCAGCAGACCAUUAAUAAUUUAGCGGACAAUGGAAUCUUUAGUGUGAAAUUGUCUCAGUCUGUCAGGAAUAGUGCACAGCAGGUAGAACUCUCCCUAUUUAGUUUCUGAGACCAUCUGUGGCAGAGCCAGAUACAUUGUGUCCAAAAGAGAGGAAGAGAGAGAAAGAUAAUAAAUACUGAAGUCGGAGAUGAAUGCAGAGAUCCAGAGGCUAAGACAUACUCCUACUUGUGAACCUAAGUAUGAUUUAAACAGGGAUGGUAGGCUUUUCAAAGGUACCAUGGGAGAGCUUCCGCCAUAGAAAUGGCUGAACUGGGACGCAAGUAGAGAAGGACAGCUCUCUCUGUUCUGUAGUGUUUUUUUCUCACCUUCUCAAUCAUCAUUAAACUGUUUCAUUUUUAGGUCUGUGAAUCCUGCUGGUCUCAGGCAGAGUUAUUUUACAGCAGUCUCAGUAGACUACUCAAUUUUUCCCUCUUCAAAAUAGCAAGAGAAACCCUGUUGAUCUUAAUCAGCCAGUAAAUUUAUCUGCCUGACGAAUGUCUUAACUAUAAAGAUAAUCAUUAAUGUCAUGAGCCAAUCCAUUUUAACUGUCCACCCAGAGCACACCCUGAGAGGAAGCACACCAAGGCUUGUCUGUCAUUAACAAUAUUCUUCAUCACUGGAUAGCUCAAUUAAUUUAAAAAAAUGGAGUCGGAAAAUAGAAGCAGAGCAGAUCUUGCUCUCCCAAAUCCACAAGGGCCCUCCAGAGUGUCUGAAAUUGAACUUUCAGAAGCACCUUUUCGUGAGAGCACCCUACUGGAGAAGGCUGCCCCAUCACCACGCCAGACAUGGCUGACAUUUUUGAAAAGGGAGCUGGAAUUCCUAGGGGUAACACAAAUUCUGAUUGGUUUCAUGUGUUUUUGUUUUGGAACAAUUGUUUACUCCGUGUUCAAGAUUUCAGAAUUUGAGAAAGAUUUUUUUUCAUCAUUUAAAGCAGGCUACCCAUUCUGGGGAGCAGUAAUUUUUGCUAUUUCUGGAUUUUUGUCAAUUAUGUCUGAAAAGAAAAAUGCAACAUAUCUGGUGCAAGGAAGCCUGGGAGCGAAUUUGAUCAGUGUCAUAGCUGCAGGAACAGGAAUCUUUAUCCUGGCCACCAACCUAAAGAACAGCUUGGCUUAUAUUGAUAUUUGCCAGGAAGCUUAUGAAGAUGACUUCUGUAUGACGGCCUUUUUUUCCGCAGAACUUGUGGCAAUGAUCCUGUUUAUUACCAUUCUGGGGUUUGGGGCUGCUGUAUUACUCAUAGUCUACAGAAUUGGAGAACUAGUCAAAGAAAAUCAGAUUCCAGAAGAUCGUCUCUAUGAAGAAUUAAACAUAUAUUCACCAAUUUACAGUGAGUUGGAAGACAGAGGGGAGACAUCUCCCACUGACUCAUAAGAAGCACAUUCAGAACAUUCUCAUCCAUAGCAAAGGAUAUAGGAAGCCAAGAUCUUUGUUUAAGGGGAUACUGGCAAAAUUUCAGAUCUCUCAAUGAUCCACCAAUUUUACAUUGUGAUUUAUUUUCCCCAUGGUAAUAUUCUGUUUCUGUACAUCUAAGUAUCCCCGUUGCCCAAUUUGUCAAUAUGAUUGAUUCCUGUUUUUCUUGUUUUCUUCACACCCAUCUCUUCUGGGAAAUCAAUAUGCAAUAAGCAUUUACUGUGUGCCUUUAACUGUGCAAAUAGGGAAAGCAAGAGGGAGGCUGGUCAAGAGUUGAGUAAAAUUUUAACAGUUUUAUGUAGUUUUCAACCCUUUUAGAAUUCACAGAAGUGAUGGGCAUGAUACAUGUCUCCCACUAGGUUGUAAGCACCAUUCAGCAAACAUAUCCUGAGAACUAAUGAAGUGUUUUAAGUUUUCCACACUUGACUCUUUUACAUUGUGUAUCCCAAUAUUUCACCCAUAGUGGGUGCUGAGUGUAUAUUUAUGGAGUGGAUGGGUGUAGAUGCAGGGAAAAUAUGCCACCAGGCCAGGCCAGAGGUAGAGUAGAUAAGGAGAAAAAAAUGAUUCUGAAGUGAAUUUGGAGGUAAUAAGGAGACCAAAUUGGUACAUAUUAAGCAUAGACUUAGAAAGAUAGUCAGAAAUUUGAAUAGAAAUUCUGUAAUUAUGUGUUAAAUAUUUUGGUUAACAAUGGAUGCUUCCUGCUAAUUUUGAUCUUAUUAUAUGGAGAAACAUAUUAUAGUAUGUUAGAAAGAUCAUAGAUCUUAUGAAAUGAAGGGAGUCUACAUUGGAAUCCCAGGCUGAUUGCUUACUAGUUGAGUGAGUUGUGGCAAAUAAUUUACUCAAUAUGGGUUUUCUCAUCUAUAAAAUUAAGAUUAGGCAUAAUUUACCUGCCAGCACUAAAUGUCUGUUGUGGAAAUACACACAUACACAUAUGUGCUAUAAAUUUAAAAUGUCCUAAUAUAUAUUAUUAUAUAAAUUACCUAAUUUAUAUAUACAUCUAAGAAAUCUCCAAAUCUUACUAAUCUCCAGUGAUAUAAAACUUAAGUUUAUUUUAUCGUAAUUUCAAAAGCCUUACUCUCUUGUCCCACUUCAACUUUCUCUUUAAUAUGGUUUGUGCUUGACCACUUCACAUUAGCACCCUGACUUGAAAUGUUCUGCUCUCUCUUCUGUACUUCCUUGAAUCCCUGCUUUCUUUAAUGCCUAUCAUAAAUCCCACCUCAUUCUUUAAGAUUUUCUAGCCAAGAUUGCUCCUCUAUCAAGAUGAUGACUUUUGCCGAGACCGGUUUGGCUCAGUGGAUAGAGCGUCGGCCUGUGGACUGGGGGGUCCCGGGUUCAAUUCCG